AAUCGUACAGAGAAGGGUGAAGAGAUGGGCAAAAAAGCAAAAUGGUUUUCUAGCGUUAAGAAAGCUUUCAGCCCAGAUUCAAAGAAGUCGAAACACAAAUCGCCAGAGAGCCCAAACGGUGUGAUCUCUAACCCUCCUCCUCCCCUGGCGGCGGAUAGCUCGAGACAAUCUUCUUCUCCUCCGCCGGCUCCACCUCCUCUUGAGGUGAGAGUAGCUGAAGUGAUUGUUGAACGGAACAGGAAUCUCUUCCCUCCUUCGACAGAUGUCGUGAAUGCCACGACUACCGAUAUUCCUGUAGCUCCAUCUUCAUCUGCUCCUGAGGUUGUUCGUCGUGCUACUGCUCGUCGUUUCGCUGGAAAGUCGAACGAAGAAGCGGCUGCGAUCUUGAUUCAGACUAUAUUUAGAGGCUAUCUGGCGAGAAGAGCACUGCGGGCAAUGAGGGGUUUGGUCAGACUUAAGUUAUUGAUGGAAGGAUCUGUUGUUAAACGGCAAGCUGCAAAUACUUUGAAAUGUAUGCAGACUCUCUCUCGUGUACAGUCACAAAUCCGAGCUAGGAGGAUCAGGAUGUCCGAAGAAAAUCAGGCUCGGCAGAAACAACUUCUUCAGAAGCAUGCCAAAGAGCUUGCUGGCUUGAAGAACGGGGAUAAUUGGGAUGAUAGCAUUCAAUCGAAGGAAAAAGUUGAAGCGAAUUUGCUAAGCAAGUACGAGGCAACCAUGAGAAGGGAAAGGGCAUUGGCUUAUGCAUACUCUCAUCAGCAAAACUGGAAGAACAAUUCUAAAUCUGCAAACCCGAUGUUCAUGGAUCCGAGCAAUCCGACGUGGGGAUGGAGCUGGUUAGAGAGAUGGAUGGCUGGUCGGCCAUUGGAGAGUUCCGAGAAAGAACAAACCAACGACAAUGCCGCCUCGGUGAAGAGCUCUUUUAACCGUAACGAAGCCACAAAAGCUAUAAAUCGCAAUAACUCAACCCAACCAAACACGCCAUCAUCCGCAAGAGGUACCCCAAGAAACAAGAACAGUUUCUUCUCCCCUCCAACUCCUUCGAGGCUAAACCAGUCCUCCCGAAAAUCUAACGACGACGACGCCAAAAGCACAAUCUCGGUCCUGUCCGAGAGGAACCGUAGACACAGCAUGGGUGGUUCAUCAGUCAGAGAUGACGAGAGCCUCGCUGGCUCACCGGCUCUCCCGAGCUACAUGGUUCCAACUAAAUCAGCUAGAGCCAGGCUCAAGCCGCAGAGCCCACUAAGUGGCACCACACAGGAAAACGAUGGCUUCGCGGACAAGGCAUCGGCUAAGAAACGCCUCUCUUAUCCGGCUUCACCUGCGUUGCCAAAACCGCGUCGGUUCUCAGCUCCGCCUAAGGUGGAGAGUGGCGGCGUCGCUGUAACCAACGGAGGAGGCAGCUGA
Thlaspi arvense is the source of this 1404-nucleotide messenger RNA. Lineage: Eukaryota; Viridiplantae; Streptophyta; Magnoliopsida; Brassicales; Brassicaceae. The record is from the annotation of a GenBank genome assembly.